AAGGCAGGGAGUGUGUAAAUUGUGGGGCUACCUCAACCCCUCUGUGGAGAAGAGACGGCACUGGGCACUAUUUGUGUAACGCCUGUGGACUCUACCACAAAAUGAACGGGCAGAACCGGCCCCUGAUCAAACCCAAGAGAAGACUGUCUGCAGCCAGGAGGGCGGGCACGUCCUGUGCAAACUGUCAGACCACCACUACCACCCUGUGGAGGAGAAAUGCCAACGGUGAUCCCGUCUGUAAUGCCUGUGGGCUCUACUACAAGCUGCACAAUAUUAACAGACCCCUGACUAUGAAGAAAGAAGGAAUUCAGACCAGAAACCGAAAGAUGUCUAGCAAAUCCAAAAAGUGCAAAAAGGUCCAUGACAACCUUGAAGACUUUCCCAAGAGCAGCUCCUUUAACCCCGCCGCCCUCUCCAGACACAUGUCCUCCAUCAGCCACAUUUCACCUUUCAGUCACUCCAGCCACAUGCUGACCACACCGACACCGAUGCAUCCUCCAUCCAGCCUCUCCUUCGGACCUCACCACCCUUCCAGUAUGGUCACUGCCAUGGGUUAGCAAGAGACUCCCCUGCUGAAUGCUUACGGUCUCAAAAUGAGAUUUACUUUAUAUACUACUUGCAUUUUUGCAGGCGUGUGGUUAUGGGUCUGAUGUCCCGAAUCAAAUGGGAGGGGG
This is a messenger RNA of Hirundo rustica (Barn swallow), 674 nucleotides long. Its product is annotated as GATA-binding factor 3. The transcript is spliced from 3 exons. Gene Ontology annotation, biological process: regulation of epithelial cell differentiation; embryonic organ development; cell fate commitment. Gene Ontology annotation, molecular function: RNA polymerase II cis-regulatory region sequence-specific DNA binding; DNA-binding transcription factor activity, RNA polymerase II-specific; zinc ion binding. The annotation marks the transcript as partial. Lineage: Eukaryota; Metazoa; Chordata; Aves; Passeriformes; Hirundinidae. The record is from RefSeq and is a predicted model, not a curated record.